This is a messenger RNA of Adineta steineri, 3840 nucleotides long. Lineage: Eukaryota; Metazoa; Rotifera; Eurotatoria; Adinetida; Adinetidae. The record is from the annotation of a GenBank genome assembly.
AUGAUUGUUAAUAACAACCUGCCAGUAGCAGCAACAGCAGCCACCCGUGUCAAAGAAAUCUCUAUUCCAAUAUCUUGCCAUUCUCGGAAGCCUUGUGCUUUAGACUGGGCUGAGUCAAAGUGGAUAAGAUGGAUUUAUGUUUUGUUUUGGUGGUGGUUAAAUCCAAUUUUAAAUACUGGUCGUAAACGUCAAUUAACUGAUGAUGAUUUAUUUGAUGUAUCAUCAAAUGAUGAAUGUGGCCAAUUAUUAAACAAAUUUGAAACUGUAUGGGAAAUAAAUGAAAAUAAAUAUGAAUAUGCCAGUACAUGGAAAGUAAUCAUACAAACAUUUUGGAAAGAAUGUUUAUUAUCUGGUCUCAUUUUUUUUCCAUUUAUUGCUACAAAAAUAGCUCAACCACUGCUUUUAAAACAAAUAGUCGAUACAAUUAAUGAUAGUAAUAGACCUUCAUACGAAGGCUAUUUAUAUGCCAUUGGACUAGGAUUUGCUAUCGUUUUGCAAGCACUUAUCCAUCACCAAUAUUUUUUUCGUGCAACAAGAAAUGGAAUGCAUAUACGAAUUGCACUAUCAUCGAUUAUUUAUAAGAGAUUAUUGUCAUUGCCGACAAGCGCAAUUAGAAAGACAACAACAGGUCAAAUAAUAAAUUUAAUUUCAAAUGAUGUUAGUAAAUUUGAAGAAUUAUUUACUAUUAUUCAUUUUAUGUGGGCAGCACCAUUAGAAGCAAUCAUUGUCUUCAUUAUAAUUUGGAAGCAAAUUGGUAUUCCAACCUUAUUUGGUUAUGGUGUUUUAUUACUUUCAGUACCAUUACAGUUAUUUUUUAGUAAAAAAUUUGGAACAUAUCGAAAAAGUGCUGUUGAAUGGGCUGAUAAACGUGUAAAAGUGAUCAAUGAAAUCUUAGUUGGUUGUGAAAUCGUUAAAAUGUAUAGAUGGGAAGAAGCAUUAGAGAAUAUUGUUUGUGAUGCAAGGAAAAAUGAACUUACAGGUAUUCGAAAAGCAAGUCUAAUUCGAGCAAUUAAUAUGGGUAUUUUCUUUGCAUCUUUACCAUUAAUAUCGUUAGCCACAUUUGGUGGAAGCUGGUUAAUGGGUCAAGUAUUAUCGUCUGCAAAUAUAUUCAUGGUUUUAUCCCUAUUUAGCAAUAUACGAUAUCCACUAAUAGAUGAAUUACCUGUAGCUAUGGAGAAAUUAAGUGAAAGUAUGAUAGCAUCAAAACGUAUUAAUCAACUCAUGAAUUUAUCUAAAACGGCUCGUACAAAAACUGUCGAAGAGUAUUCAAGCAAUCAUUCUAGUCGUAUACCAGGUAGUAUAAUAAUGAAUAAAUCAUCAUUUACUUGGGGUUCUACUCAAUCUUGUGAAUUAAUUGAUAUUGAUUUAAAUGUAACUAAUGGUUCAUUAAUUGGUAUUAUAGGAACAAUUGGUUCAUCUAAAUCAUCAUUUUUAUCAGCUAUACUCGGUGAAAUGUCUCUUGUUCAAGGCAUUAGUAAGGUAAAUGGUAAGAUAGCAUAUGUAUCUCAAACACCAUGGUUAUUUGCUGGUACAAUACGUGAAAAUAUAUUAUUUUGUCAACCUUUUAAUAAGGAAAAAUAUGAACGAGUGGUAAAAGCAUGUCAAUUAAUUACUGAUUUAAGAUCAUUUUCAGCUGGUGAUUCAACAAUUAUCGGUGAAAAAGGUGUCAAUUUAAGUGGAGGACAACAAGCACGUAUCUCACUUGCUCGAGCUUUAUAUACUGAUGCUGAUAUUUAUUUAUUUGAUGAUCCAUUAGCAGCAGUUGAUUCAUCAGUUGCAAGAAGUAUUUUCAAACACUGUAUUAGUAAUGAAGGAAUUUUAAAGAAUAAAACUCGAUUGUUAGUCACACAUCAGAUACAAUUUUUAUUGGAAUUUGAUCAUUGUAUUUUGUUAGAUAAUGGAAAAAUAGAAAAACAAGGUUUAUUUAAUGAUUUAUUAACAUUAGAUAAAAUUAAGCAAUCUUAUCACAAUCAACAAGACCAUACAAAUGAACGUAAUCGACGACAUAGUAGUAUAAUCCCUGAUUACGAUUCUACAAAUCAAUCCGAGAUUAUCGAUGAAACUAGUAUUAUUAAAAAUGAAAUAUCUGUCGAUGGAGCAGUUAGUAUUAAUGUUUGGUCUAAAUUAUUUACAUCCAGUUAUGGAUGGUUUGGAUUAAUAUUGUUGGUAUUUUUAAUGUUAUUAGGGGAAGGGAUUUAUGAUGCAACAAAUAAAUGGUUAAGUAUAUGGUCAUCAAAGAUACAAAUAGAACAACGUAAAACACACUAUUCAUACAUAUAUUUAGGAUUAGUAAUUGGUACAUCAAUCAUUGCAUUACUUCGUGCUACUUAUUUUUUCCAUUUAAUAUUGUGUGGUGCAUCGACAUUACAUAAUGGUAUGCUCAAAGGUGUUUUAUAUAGUUCAUUAAGAUUUUAUGAAAGCAAUCCAGUUGGUCGUAUAUUAAAUCGAUUUAGUAAAGAUCAACAAGUUAUUGAUGAACUAUUACCAAAAACAUUUUUUGAAACAAUUCAAUCACUAAUAAUGGUAUUGGGUUGUAUUGUUAUUGUUGGGAUGUCUAAUCCAUGGAUUCUAUUAAUAUUAGUACCUAUUAUUCCAUUAUUUCUGUGGUUGAGAAAAUAUUAUUUAGGAUCAAGUCGAAGUCUUAAACGAUUAGAAAGUGUCAGUAGAAGUCCAGUUUAUGCAUUAUUUUCAUCAUCAUUAAGUGGAUUAAUGACCAUUAGAGCAUUUCGUGUGCAAAAUGAAUUUACAAAUCUAUUUAUGGAUAAAAUCAAUGCAAAUAUACGUGCACAUUUUUUAUACAUUUGUUUAGGUAGAUGGUUUGGUUUAAGAUUAGAUUUAAUGACAUGUUGUUUUACAUUUUUGACAGCCAUGUUAUCUAUUGCAUUACGUAAUACUAUAGAUGCAUCAUCAGUUGCAUUAAGUCUAUCAUACUGUAUUAAUUUAACGUGUCUUUUUCAAUGGGCAGUACGUCAAUCGGCUGAAACGGAGAACUUUAUGACUAGUGCUCAGCGAGUUGAUGAAUAUUCUCACAUUCCGUCGGAAUCAGAUUUUUACAAAGGACAAAUUGAACCACCAGUGAAUUGGCCAAUGGAAGGAAGAAUUGAAUUUAAAGAUUAUAAAUUAAGAUAUCGUCCAGAACUUGAACCGGUAUUAAAAGGAAUUGAUUUGGAAAUUAUUCGACAAAAUAGAAUCGGUAUUAUUGGGCGUACAGGUGCUGGUAAAUCGUCUAUAUUUCAAGCAUUAUUCCGAUUAAUUGAUAAAUCAGCAACAGAAGGUGAAAUUUUAAUUGAUGGAAUUGAUAUAAAUACAAUCAGUUUAAAUGCUUUACGAUCAAUAUUAAAUAUUAUUCCACAAUCUCCUAUAUUAUUCAGUAAUACACUUCGAUAUAAUUUAGAUCCAUUUAAACAUUACACAGAUGAGCAAUUAUGGAAUGCAUUAGAAGCUGUUCAAUUAAAAACAAAGAUUUAUGAAUUAAAAGAUCAAUUAAAUAUACAAAUAGCAGAAUAUGGUAGUAAUUUUAGUGUUGGUGAAUGUCAAUUAAUAUGUAUAGCUAGAGCAAUUCUAAAACCAAGUAAAAUUCUAUUAAUCGACGAAGCAACAGCACAUGUUGAUACAAAAACAGACGAACUAAUUCAACAAGUUAUACGUGAAAAAUUUUUCAAUCAGACUAUUUUAACAAUUGCUCAUCGUGUGAAUACAAUUAUGGAUAGUGAUAAAAUUGCUGUCAUGAAGAAUGGAUUCAUCGACGAAUAUGAUAUACCUAAAGAAAUAUUUAGGAAACAAAAAAAAUUAAUCAUUGAAAUGAAAAAUGACAAUAAACUAUCGUCCGUAUCAAUGUAG